Molecule: messenger RNA, 1937 nt
Organism: Cylas formicarius (sweet potato weevil)
Lineage: Eukaryota; Metazoa; Arthropoda; Insecta; Coleoptera; Brentidae
Gene: gwl
Product: serine/threonine-protein kinase greatwall
Exons: 1
Coding region: 96-1823 (575 amino acids)
Biological process (GO): peptidyl-serine phosphorylation; intracellular signal transduction
Cellular component (GO): nucleus
Molecular function (GO): protein serine/threonine kinase activity; ATP binding
Source: RefSeq, a predicted model, not a curated record
UUUGCUAGGUUAGUUAUUUAAAUGAAAGGAACGUUGAAAAUUUCGACGGAGAAUUAAAAUUAUUUUCCGGGCGUACAUAGAUUAAUAAUUUCGAAAUGUUCACGGAAGUGAGCGAAAGUGCGGGAAACACAUCGACAAAACUGCCGAAUAUUCACGACUUUUACAUAAUUAAACCGAUAAGCAGGGGUGCGUUUGGAAAAGUGUUUCUCGGCGCUAAAAAGACGAAUAUGGAUGUGAUGUAUGCUAUCAAAGUGAUGAAAAAGACUGAGAUGAUUAACAAAAAUAUGGUAGGUCAAGUGGUGAACGAACGUAACGCCUUAGCUCUCACCAAAAGUCCAUUUUGCGUGCACCUCUAUUAUUCGCUUCAAACGUCAUCGUCGAUAUAUUUAGUUAUGGAAUAUAUGGUUGGAGGGGACCUUAAAUCGCUUUUGAGCGUCUACGGUUUCUUCGACGAAUCUAUGGCGUCGUUUUACGUGGCCGAAGUGUGUUUGGCUUUGCAAUACUUGCACCGCCAUAACAUCAUCCACCGCGACAUUAAACCAGACAAUAUGCUGCUGUCCAAAGAGGGUCACGUGAAACUUACCGAUUUUGGCUUAUCGAAGGUGCACAUAUCGCGUGACUUGGAAAUUGCCGACUUUGAUAAUUCGACCCCCAACCUUUGCACCCGCACUCCUGGACAACUUUUGAGUCUCACCUCGCAUUUUAGUUUCGGCUCGGGCAAUUCCAAAUAUCCCCGCGUUAGCAACAAUAAUGAUCACAGUGAGUUUCUUCCAGACUCGUUUUCUAGCGAGAUGGACAGUUCCGUUUUACAUUUGAACCACACUUCCACGUUGGGCAAACACACAACAUUGGAAUUGAACUCCUCGAUAGAAGUUAGCAAAAAAUGCUUGCCGAAUGUAUCUGGUGUAAUGUUCCUAACUGCUCAGAACGAGAGCAGCACCUACUAUACGGCUACCUCGAGCUUGCAUCUCGACGACAAUGGUGCCGAUAACGCGAACGUAUCUUCUCCGUUAAGUCGUAAAAUACCCAGCCGAUUGGGCCUUUAUUACAAAGGCCGCGAUGAAAGGAAGAGAAAAUGUAGAUCCCCAUCACCGAAUCGCUCUACCAAGACUUAUGUGAAAACGGGUCUCACCGGCGAAAUGGAAAUAUUGCGGAUCGAUUCUGUCAGUCCACCGAAAGGCGUCACGUUUUCCACGCCCGUUUCGAUUAACAAAAACGCCAAAGUAAAAUCCACAAGGUUUGACUUGGUAAAUGAAGACAAGGGUUUGGAAAUGGAAAAUCCUUGCAACGUCGUGAGCCCUAUCGAAUCGGAUUUCAUGACUCCAAAAACCCUGCACACCCCUUACAGAACCCCUAAGUCUGUUAAGCGGGGUCAGUGGAGUUCGGACCAGAGGAUUCUGGGCACCCCCGAUUAUCUGGCCCCUGAAUUACUGUUGCGCAAAGGUCAUAAUCACGCGGUCGAUUGGUGGGCACUGGGGGUAUGUUUCUACGAAUUCGUCACCGGUAUACCGCCGUUCAACGACGAAACGCCGCAACAAGUGUUCAAAAACAUUUUGGAACGCAAUAUCGAGUGGCCCACCCAAGAUGAGGCUUUGUCGGAUUCCGUGGUCGACGCUAUAGAAAGGCUGCUUACUCAUGAUGCGGAUAAAAGACCCACGGCUACAGAAGUAAUGGAAAUGGACGCGUUCAAGCAUAUAGAGUGGGAGAAUUUGUUGUUCAUUACACCGCCAUUUGUGCCCGACCCUGGUGACGUUACCGACACGGCCUACUUUCAAGCCAGGAACGAGCUGUUGAACUUUAAUUUAUCCAGUUUCGAGAUGUGAACCACAUUCGAAACGAGUCGCUGAAUUGGCUGUGCAUCAAACCGAUAUUUGAUUUCGUAAAUGUUAGAAUAAGGCUUAAUUUUAAGGUACCGUUUUUGUUAUUCAUAUAGGAAU